AUGAAGAUGAAAAUUCUCAGAGCAUUUCUGUUACUCUGUUUGGUCGGAAAGAUUAAUGCAGAGUGCCCUGUCAAUCUGGACUAUGUUACUGAAAUCUCAUGGAACACAGGCGAUUGUCUAUCCAUUGAGAGCCAGAAGGAACUGAGCAUCUGUCAGACGACAUUAACGAGCUUACUUGGGGUUGGGCUUGCUCAAUACCUGCGAGAAAAAUUCAUGUUCGAACUCCCCGACUAUGCCUCUGCAAAUGCAUGUCUCACCACAUUCCAGCAGAAAUUAACUUUACUUGGUCUUCAAUCCAACUUGGUUCUGCGCACUUUGAGCAAUGUAUCCGAAUUUGUGUCGAAUCCCAGUCUCUGUGCCGGGAUACAGAGCAAGCAAGAUUGGAUUGACAAAAUGAAGGGGAUUUCCAUGGAGACGGACUGUAAGGGGGAUCUUUCUCAGAACAGUGCUUGCAGUACAUGCCAUUCGAGCGGAGAAUUAGCGCGGAUCAAGUUAACAGCAGGAAUCGAGAACAUUACAGAGGAAACAAAUCGGAAAUGCUACUAUUUUGUAUGUCUGUAUGCUGCAGGAGUGGUGAAUGAAUUUGGGCCUAAGAAUAUACACACAGCUGAUUGCAUUCUCCGGGUGCCUUUUGUCUCUAAGGAGAUCUCAUCUCGUCGCAGGAUUUGGGUGUACAGUAUUUCAGGAGCUUUUGUGGGCAUUCUCCUGCUGUCUUGUUUUGUGCUCUGUUACUGGUGGUGGGUGAGGAGAAAUGGUGGGGAAUCUGCUAAGCAUGAAAGCUUUGUGGGUAUGAAUAAAAGCCUUCUGAAGGCCAUUGUGAAGCCCAAUACAGGGGCAGUCUGGUUCGACAUUGAGGAGAUCAGGGCAGCAACUGGUAAUUUCAAUGGGCUCAAUUUGAUUGGGGAGGGUGGAUUUGGGACUGUUUAUAAGGGUGUGCUCUCAAAUGGGCAGCAGAUCGCUGUGAAGAGGUUCAGAAGCUGUGCUUCUGAUGGGGAUUCUGAGUUCAUAAACGAGGCUGAAAUCAUCAACAGCAUUAGGCAUCGGAAUCUGGUGGUUCUGAGAGGGUUCUGUGUUUCCAGCGAUGAUACAGAGGGACGCCAGCGGUUUCUGAUCUACGACUACCUGGCUAAUGGCAGCCUCGAUGAACAUAUCUUCGAAGGGGGUAAAAACAGGGGGGUUUUGAAUUGGGAACAGAGGAAGAACAUCGCCAUGGGUACUGCUGAGGGACUGUGUUAUCUGCACUUUGGAGUUCAGCCUGCAAUCUAUCACAGAGACAUUAAGGCCACCAACAUUCUGCUGGAUGAUCAAAUGAAUGCCUGUGUUGCAGAUUUUGGGCUCGCGAGAAUGACCACAGAAGGGGAAUCUCACCUCACCACACGAAUUGCUGGGACACAGGGCUACUUGGCCCCUGAAUAUGCUCUGUAUGGACAACUCUCAGAUCGGGGUGAUGUCUACAGUUUUGGUGUUGUGCUGUUGGAGAUUUUGAGCGGGAGAAAAGCUCUUGAUAGUUGCGUUGAAGUUUCCUCUGAUUAUCUCAUUACAGAUUGGGCGUGGAGGCUUGUAAAAUCAGGGAAAAUUUUGGAUGUGGUCGACAGAAGAAUCUGUGAGAGUGGACCUCAGAGAGUAAUGGAGAGAUUUGUUUUGGUGGGCAUUCUGUGCGCGCAUGUUAUGGUGGCAUUUAGGCCGAGUAUGGCUGAAGCUUUGAAGAUGCUUAAGGGAGAUUCCGACAUUCCUGAAAUACCAGACAGACCUUCACCUCUUACACAUGAUGCAUCUUUCAGCCAUGAAUAUGAUUCCUUCCUUUCAAAUCUCAGCCUUAUUUCAAUUCAGCGGUAAGGUUGAAGUUAGUCGAGUCAUCAUUGCUUUACAGGUGAAAAUGUCUGGUUCAAUCAAACCUUUGAUGUAAAUGUUAGGGAAGAAGAUACUCAGCAUCUUAAUUUUGCAUCUUUUACUAGAAAUAUGUUUUCAAAUCUCAACCUUCUUUCAAUUCCAGAAUAAGGUUGAAGUUGGCCAAGUGAUAAUAAAUUUACAAGUGAAGAGGAUGCUGACCCUCUUGCUAUUA
Molecule: messenger RNA, 2062 nt
Organism: Cryptomeria japonica (Japanese cedar)
Lineage: Eukaryota; Viridiplantae; Streptophyta; Pinopsida; Cupressales; Cupressaceae
Product: probable receptor-like protein kinase At1g11050
Exons: 1
Coding region: 1-1836 (611 amino acids)
Biological process (GO): protein phosphorylation
Molecular function (GO): ATP binding; protein kinase activity
Source: RefSeq, a predicted model, not a curated record